AUGGUGGAGGAGGAGACGAGCGGUGACCUUGACCUGCAGGGGCAGCACUAUGGAGGUGGCGGUGGCGGGUUCCCGACGUUCGUGUUCGGCGGAGGCGCCGGCGAGAGCUCCGAGAUGCCCAUCGUCGGGGGUGUCGGCCCACACCCCCACCACAGGACCAAGCUCCACGGCGCGCCGUCCAAGAAUCUCAUGGCCGAGAGGUGGCGGAGGAAGCGCCUCAACGACCGCCUCUCCAUGCUCCGCUCCAUUGUUCCCAAGAUCAGCAAGAUGGACAGGACAUCCAUUCUUGGGGACACCAUUGACUAUGUGAAGGAGCUGACGGAGCGGAUCAAAGUCCUCGAAGAGGAGAUCGGCGCCUCGCCGGAGGACCUGGACCUUCUCAACACCUUGAAAGAUUCGUCCAGCAACAGCAGCGAGAUGAUGGUGAGGAACUCCACCAAGUUCGACGUCGAGAAGCGGGGCAACGGGAGCACGAGGAUCGAGAUCUGCUGCCCGACAAACCCCGGGGUGCUGCUGUCCACGGUAAGCACGCUGGAGGUGCUUGGCCUGGAGAUCGAGCAGUGCGUCGUGAGCUGCUUCAGCGACUUUGGAAUGCAGGCCUCUUGCUCGCAAGUGAGUACGUGA
Molecule: messenger RNA, 624 nt
Organism: Miscanthus lutarioriparius
Lineage: Eukaryota; Viridiplantae; Streptophyta; Magnoliopsida; Poales; Poaceae
Source: the annotation of a GenBank genome assembly